This is a messenger RNA of Paramisgurnus dabryanus, 3330 nucleotides long. RefSeq names its product NACHT, LRR and PYD domains-containing protein 3-like. Lineage: Eukaryota; Metazoa; Chordata; Actinopteri; Cypriniformes; Cobitidae. The record is from RefSeq and is a predicted model, not a curated record. Gene Ontology annotation, molecular function: protein binding.
GUUUAACUCAAUGAGACAGAGUCUUAAACCCAGAGGACACUUAUGGUGACAGAAAGCAAAUAAUGUUGGAUUGAUCACAUAAGAUUACAGUAGAUCAGAUUCGCCUGAACCCAGCUGUAUGUCUGGUAAAAGUGAUCCAUUCAUGAACAUAAAUCAGUUAAAUGAUGAAGAUUUGUCUUCUGAUCAAAGUUUUCAGCAGAAGAGAUCAGAUUCACCUGUGCUCAGUGUUUUAUCAAUGAAGAGUGAUAAAUCAAUGAAUAUGCCCAUUCUUUUAAAACAUGGAGAUUCUCUAUUUGACCAAAGUUCUGGUGAUGGAUUGGACUCAUCUGUACCCAGUGUUUUGUCCUUAAAAAGUGACAAAUCAAUGAAUAUGCCAAUUCUCCUAAAACAUGAAUCUCUGCUUGACCAAAGUUCUAGUGACAGAUUGGAAUCAUCUGUACCCAGUGUUUUGUCCUUAAAAAGUAACAAAUCAAUGAAUAUGCCAAUUCUCUUAAAAAAUGAAUCUCUGUUCAACCAAAGUGCUGAUGAGAGAUUGGACUCAUCUGUACCCAGUGUUUUGUCCAUAAAAAGUAACAAAUCAAUGAAUAUGCCAAUUCUCUUAAAACAUGGAUCUCUGCUUGACCAAAGUUCAAAUGAGAAAAGGGACACUGCUGAAACGAAUCUACUAAACCAGAGACACAAUCCAACAUCAUUUGAAGAAAACAACAAAAGAUUAAAAUCACAUCUUAAAACAAGGUACCAGUGUGUUUCUGAAGGAUUGGCAAAGCAUGGAAACCCAACACUACUGAAUGAGAUCUACACAGAGCUCUACAUCACAGAGAGUGAAAGUGGAGAGAUCAGUAAUGAACAUGAGGUGAGACAGAUUGAGACACAAUCCAGAAGAACAACAACAGAGGAGACACCAAUCAAAUGUAAUGACAUCUUUAAACCUUUACCUGAACAACACAAACACAUCAGAAGUGUGCUGACAAAGGGAGUCGCUGGCAUUGGAAAAACAGUCUCUGUACAGAAGUUCAUUCUGGACUGGGCUGAAGAGAAAGAGAAUCAGGACGUCCACCUCAUAUUUCCACUUCCUUUCAGAGAGAUCAAUUUGAUGAAGGACAAAACACUCAGUCUUUUAGAUCUUCUUCAUCUUUUCUUCCCAGAGACAAAAGAAAUGGAAAUCUUCAGUGAUGAAUAUAAAGUGUUGUUCAUCUUUGACGGUUUGGAUGAGUGUCGUCUGUCUCUGGAUUUUCACAGCAGUGUGAGGUUGUGUGAUGUAAAUGAAUCAACCUCAGUGGCCGUGAUGCUGACAAACCUCAUCAAGGGGAAUCUGUUUCCCUCUGCUCUCAUCUGGAUCACCUCCAGACCAGCAGCAGCUGAUCUCAUCCCCUCUGAGUGUGUUGAUCGAGUCACAGAGGUACGAGGCUUCAGUGAUCCACAGAAGGAGGAAUACUUCAGGAAGAGAAUCAGUGAUGAGAGUCUGUCUGAUCAAAUCAUCUCACACCUGAAGUCAUCCAGGAGUCUCUACAUCAUGUGUCACAUCCCAGUGUUCUGCUGGAUUUCAGUCACUGUUCUAGAGAGAAUAUUGAGUGAAGCAGAGAGAAGAGAGAUCCCCAAGACUCUCACUGACAUGUACACACACUUCCUGAUGGCACAAAUUAGCAUCAAACGUGAGAAGUAUUCUCAGAAAGAUGACACAGACAAAGAAAUGAUCUUCAAACUGGGUAAACUGGCUUUUGAGCAGCUUAUGAAAGGCAAUCUAAUCUUCUAUGAUGAAGACCUGAGAGAUUGUGGCAUUGAUGUAGCAGAAGCAUCAGUUUACUCAGGAUUGUGUACUCAGAUCUUCAGAGAGGAGUUUGGUUUGUAUCAAGGAAAAGUUUACAGCUUUGUUCAUCUGAGCAUUCAGGAACAUCUAGCAGCUCUUUAUGUGCACCUCUCAUUUAUAAACAACAACAUAAAUGUGUUUGACCAAGAAUCUGAAAAUCCAUUGACUAUGUUUAGUUUACACAAGUGUGCAAUUGACAAAGCCUUACAAAGUAACAACGGACAUCUAGACCUUCUGCUUCGCUUCCUCAUGGGAUUUUCAACAAAGUCAAAUCACAACCUUCUAAAGGGGCUUUUGGUGAAAAGACCACAUGACUUCCAGGAAAGAGAGAAAACUAUUGAGUAUCUACGGGACAAAGUCAAAAACACAUUUUGUCCGAAUGAGAGUUUGGUUCUUUUCCACUGUCUAAAUGAACUCAAUGAUCAUUCUUUAGUAGAAGAAAUCCAAAGACAACUAGCCUCUGGAAAACUAAAUGCACAAUGCAUGACCAUUGAACUCUGGUUAGCUUUGCUGUAUUUUCUAAAGACAUUAAAUGAAAAGUUUGAUGAGUUUGAUUUUCGUAAAUAUGGAGGAUCUGAAGAAUUCCUUCGUUGGCUGCAUCCAGUGAUCAAGUUGUUUACAAAGGCCAAGUUACAGGGCUGUAAUAUCACAAUGAAUGGCUGUGCAUUGCUGUCCUCCGUUCUAACAUCACUGUCCAAAGUGAGAGAGCUGGACCUGAGCCACAACAACAUAAAGGACUCAGGAGUGGAGAUGCUCUGUUUUGGAUUACUAAAAUCAAGCAACACACAACUGGUGAAGCUAGAAACGUUGGCAUCAAGGCAUAACUUCGAAUAUGUACAUGGACAUCAUAAAAAUCGUUUUGAUGAGUUUCAUUUUAAACAUUCAACGUCUGGACUGCAGGACACAGAGUGCAGCCUGGAAUCUCUGAAACUGAAAAAGUGUGGAGUAACAGAAGACGGCUGCGUUCACCUCAGCUCAGCUCUGAGAUCAAACCCAUCACAUCUGAGAGAACUGGACCUGAGCUGGAAUCAUGUCGGAGAUUCUGGAGUCAAACAUCUCUGUGAUGUUCUGGAGAAAACCGAGUGUGUGCUACAAAUACUGAAGUUGAAUAAAUGUGGAAUCACAGCUGAAUGUUGUGCUGCUGUGGCUUCAGCUCUGAGAUCAAAUACCUCCGGUCUGCUAGAGCUGGAUCUGUCGAAGAAUAAUCUUGGAGAUUCAGGAGUGAAGCUGCUCUCAGCCGGACUGAAGAAUCCUCAAUGUAAACUGAAGAUAUUGAGGUUGUCCAGUUGCAGCAUUACAAUGGAUGGCGUCACCGCUUUAGCUGAAGCUUUGAACUCAAACCCUUCACACCUGACAGAGCUCAACCUGCAAGAAAAUCAUCUGAAAGAGUCAGACAUAAAUGUUUUCACCACGACAUAUAUCAAAGUUAUCACAUAAACAAAAGAAACAAUAUUAGAGUACUGUAAAAUACUGUGUAUGUUAGAUUUUACAUUUUAAGGCUGUUGACAAGCCAUCAAUAUUUU